Molecule: messenger RNA, 1434 nt
Organism: Cyclocybe aegerita
Lineage: Eukaryota; Fungi; Basidiomycota; Agaricomycetes; Agaricales; Hemipholiotaceae
Source: the annotation of a GenBank genome assembly
AUGCCUAGUCCUGGAUUUCCAAUAGCCCAACCGCAGAGCAGUCCUUCGUACAACCCACCUCCAAGCCCGUACGGGUACUCUGCCCCUCUAAGUUCGUCCUACCCCCCAGCGCACUCCUCGCAUCCACCGGCGCAGUACACCGUGACACACUCCUAUGACUAUCCUCGCGCCGUGCCUUUCCCGCCUCUUCCCACCUCGAACACGAACGAGUGCAAUACGACGAUGGUGCAGACGCAGCAUGUCAUCCACGUAAUCCACCAUUCUUCGCACCACCAGCACCGACACCGGCAUCGCAAGCAUUCCUCGGGCCAAGCUCAAGUGCAAGUCCCGAUGCCCACCCCAUCACCCUCCCCCAUUACACCCUCCACGUCCUACGGUUCUGGAUCGGGGCCACAGCCGUCCCCACAUGUCCACUUUACCGCCACCGCCGCUGGACCUCUCCCACGACCGCCAGUGGUCCAGCAAUCACAUUCUUACCCACAGGCCCAGCGCCCAGCGCAUUCGCAGGCGAUGGUCCUGCAUAAGCCCCGUCCGUCGAAGCACCACCACUCGAGCAGCUCGCCGGCGAUGCCGCAGAUGGCUACUCCGAUGAUGCCACCGCCGUCAGCCAACCAGCCGAUGGAGCCGCUGAACCCGCAGUUCCAGUAUUCGAGGUGUACGGGGAGAAAGAGGGCUCUAUGUAUCGGUAUAAACUACCACGGCCAAGCGAACGAGCUGCGCGGGUGCAUCAACGAUGCGAAGCACGUCCGUGAUUUCCUCAUAAAACACGGAAAAUACCACCCCUCCGAGAUCCUGCUCAUGACGGAUGACCCAAAGACGAGCUCGAGGAACUGGCCGACCAGGAGUAACAUCAUCCAAGCGAUGAAGUGGUUGGUGAGGGGUGCAUGUAAGGAUGAUUCAUUGUUUUUCCAUUAUUCGGGUCACGGAGGCCAGGUUCCCGACGAGGACGGAGACGAAGUGGACGGUUGGGAUGAAGUUAUUUUCCCUGUGGACUUCAAGAAGAAGGGUCACAUUGUCGAUGACGAAAUGCACGAUAUCAUGGUCAAACCCCUACCUCCGGGCUGCCGGCUUACCGGUCUCUUCGAUGCGUGCCAUUCGGGAACUGUCCUCGACUUGCCUUACAUUUAUUCGUCCCAUGGGCGACUUAAAGGUAGCCAUGUUAGCCGUCGUGCACAGAGGAGCAAGGCGACACCUGCGGAUGUGAUCUCGUGGUCGGGAUGUAAAGAUGGCCAGACGAGCGCAGACACGUUCGCAGGUGGCGUGGCUGUAGGCGCGAUGAGCCAUGCGUUUAUUAAGGCGUUGACGGACCGACCAGAGCAAACCUAUCAGCAACUCCUCCGUUCUGUGCGGCUUAUCCUGCACCCACGAUACAGCCAGAAGCCCCAGUUGGGGAGUUCGCACCACAUCGACACGAAUCUACAAUUUAUUUUCUAA